Messenger RNA from Oncorhynchus mykiss (rainbow trout), 2025 nucleotides. RefSeq names its product interferon gamma receptor 2a (gene ifngr2a). Gene Ontology annotation, molecular function: cytokine receptor activity; protein binding. The record is from RefSeq and is a predicted model, not a curated record. Gene Ontology annotation, biological process: cytokine-mediated signaling pathway. NCBI's taxonomy places the organism in Eukaryota, Metazoa, Chordata, Actinopteri, Salmoniformes, Salmonidae. Gene Ontology annotation, cellular component: plasma membrane.
UUGGACAGGAGAAGGGAAGUUAGUUUCUCUCAGAUUCUGGGAAUUGAAUGUAGGUUUCGUUGAAGGUUGUUACUAAUAUAGUGAUCUAUAAUAGUAUGUUGCAAUCCCAUAAAUGAUCCUGAUCUACUGAAAUGUUGCGUCUGAACGGCGUUUUGUUGUUUUGGACUCUCUGUCAUGUCCUCAGACAAGCAUGGUCUGAGGAUGAGCUGUCAUCUCCACGGGACGUGCGCGUUGACUCUGCUGUGCAUUGGAGCCCCGUCACAGACAGGCCAGGGAUAAAGUACACGGUUCAGUACAGGACCAGUGACCGCGAGAAGUGGCACAACAUUUCGGGCUGUGUUCAGACCGAGCUCACCACCUGUAAUAUACAGUCUGGAUGUGUGAUGGCGCGAGUCCUGGCUCAGGAAGGGAACCGCACGUCCAGACCCGUCGAAGCCUGUCGACAUGCUGAUUCUUGCAGCCCUGAAGUCCAGUUGACCUCCAAGGAAGGACUUCUGAUGGUCCACAUGGUAAAGAACAACCGUCUACUGGAGGAUAACGGAGGCCAUUUUGAAUACAACGUUCAAUAUGGCCGAGACGGGGAGGAGCUCAAACAGGAUCUUUACACCCCCACAUCCCGUAUGACCAUCAAACAUCUGGAUGUGGGCCGGAGGUACUGUGUACAGGUCCGGUAUUUAUGUUACCAAAAACCCUUUGGAAACCCCAGCGUUCAACAUUGUGAGUCCAUCCAAGAGUCAGAAAGGACAAAGAAAAAGAAGAUUGUGGCGAUUGGUGUGACCUCUACCAUCCUGUUGGGUGUCUUGGUAGUGGGCCUUAUGCUCUUCAUCUACAGGCACCAUAAGAAAAUCAAACAGUUCCUUCAGCCCCCACUACGGUUACCAGACCACUAUUGUGAGUACCUGUCAGGGGUGUUCCCCCAGCAGGCCCUGUCCCUCACAACCAGUCCCUGUGAAGAACGCCAUGAUCUCAUCUCCAUCAUCUGCCUUGAAGAGGACCUGAUUCCUGAGUCUGACAGAGAACAGGAUUAUGACUCAUCUAAUGGACUGGAUUUCUUAGAUCAUUAUGAAUGAUCCUGUUUGAGAUGAACUUGAUAGCGUCAGAACAUUAACUAGGGGCGGCAGGUAGCCUAGUGGUUAGCGUGUUGGGUCAGUAACCGAAAGGUUGCUGGAUCGAAUCCCCGAGCUGACAAGGUGAAAAUAUGCCGUUCUGCCCCUGAGCAAGGCAGUUAACCCACUGUUCCCCGGUAGGCCAUCAUUGUAAAUAAGAAGUUGUGAACUCUAGUGAACUGAUUUGCUUAGUGAAAUAGUUUUAUAGUAGGCCUGGCUAUUGCACUGUUUCCACUCCAAAGGCUUUGCUUAGCAUCAGCUACCAACAUUAUUGUUGAUCAAAAGAAAACUAUUUUACUAUAAAGUAAACAUCUGUGGGUAUUUCAGUUUGCUCUGCAACCGGGGCCAGAGAAAGGUGCUUGUGUCUCAGUAAUUACACCUACCCAGUAGCUGGAUAUUCAUUGGAUAAUAAUAGGUGCAAUCAGGUAGUCCAGCUAAAAAUAGAACCGCUUUCUAAAUCAUUUUAGGAAAGUGCUGAGGCUUUCUGGAAAAGUAAGAAAGUGUCCUUGGGCCAGGACUUAAAUUGGGGAUUUUUUGUUUGUUACAUUACUGCUGUAUAUUACAAAUCUGUACAUUUCACACUACUUCUAAGUAUAAAAAAAAAUAAUUAGAAUGUUUAAUGGGGUACUUUGGGAUUUGAGCAAUGCUAACUACCGUUAAUGACCGUAGUGCAAUGACCGGGAAGUUCAUGGGUAUCUGCUAGCAGGUAAUGUUACGAACCAAUUAAAUUACAUUUUCCCUGGGGUGUACUGUAUGUAUGUUCAAAUGUCUUACGUGUAAAAGUGUGUUGAGACCUAUAUGCUGUCACUUUAUACGUUCUCCUCGUACUAAUUGAAUUUAUUUUUUAUAUCGAUUGUAUUUCUUCUGUCAAAUCCUUUUUAUUACUUCAUGCUGUUAAUAAACGUUUGGACACAGUAAA